Messenger RNA from Alligator sinensis (Chinese alligator), 3108 nucleotides. RefSeq names its product formin binding protein 1 like (gene FNBP1L). Gene Ontology annotation, biological process: signal transduction. Lineage: Eukaryota; Metazoa; Chordata; Crocodylia; Alligatoridae. Gene Ontology annotation, molecular function: protein binding. The transcript is spliced from 15 exons. The record is from RefSeq and is a predicted model, not a curated record. The coding region runs from base 32 to 1678 and encodes 548 amino acids.
ACAGGAUUUAGCUCCAUGUGAUAAAACCUUGAUGUCUUCAACCAAGGAUGGUGAGAGGGAUCAGUUUGAUAACUUAGACAAGCAUACCCAAUGGGGCAUUGACUUCCUGGAGAGAUAUGCAAAAUUUGUGAAAGAAAGGAUAGAGAUUGAACAAAACUAUGCAAAACAAUUGAGAAAUCUGGUCAAGAAGUAUUGUCCUAAACGUUCAUCCAAAGAGGAAGAGCCCAGGUUUACCACAUGUCUAGCCUUUUUUAACAUCCUUAACGAGUUAAAUGACUAUGCAGGACAGCGAGAAGUAGUUGCAGAAGAAAUGGGACACAGAGUAUAUGGUGAACUAAUGAGAUACUCUCAUGAUCUAAAAACAGAAAGGAAAAUGCAUCUUCAAGAGGGACGAAAAGCUCAGCAGUAUCUCGACAUGUGUUGGAAACAGAUGGAUAAUAGCAAAAAGAAAUUUGAGAGAGAGUGCAGAGAGGCAGAAAAGGCACAACAAAGCUAUGAAAGACUGGACAAUGACACUAAUGCUACAAAGGCUGAUGUUGAGAAGGCUAAGCAACAAUUAAAUCUGCGUACACACAUGGCUGAUGAAAACAAAAAUGAAUAUGCUGCACAACUACAGAACUUCAAUGGCGAACAACACAAACACUUCUACAUUGUUAUUCCUCAGAUAUACAAGCAACUACAAGAAAUGGAUGAACGAAGGACCAUCAAGCUUAGUGAAUGCUAUAAAGGUUUUGCUGAUUCUGAACGAAAAGUUAUUCCCAUAAUUUCUAAAUGUUUAGAAGGAAUGAUUCUUGCAGCAAAAUCAGUUGAUGAACGUAGAGACUCUCAAAUAGUGAUCGACUGCUUCAAGUCUGGUUUUGAACCUCCUGGAGACUUCCCAUUUGAAGAUUACAGUCAGAAUAUUUACAGGACCAUCUCUGAUGGUACCAUCAGCACACCAAAGCAGGAAGGAAUGAAGAUUGAUUCAAAAACCACUGUGGGCAAGGCCAAGGGCAAGCUGUGGCUUUUUGGAAAGAAACCAAAGGGCCCUGCACUGGAAGAUUUCAGCCACCUGCCCCCAGAACAAAGACGUAAGAAGCUGCAGCAGAGAAUUGAUGAACUUAACAGAGAACUCCAGAAAGAAACAGACCAGAAAGAUGCACUUAUCAAAAUGAAAGAUGUUUAUGAAAAAACCCCACAGAUGGGAGAUCCAGGCAGUUUGCAGCCAAAAUUAGCUGAGACCAUGAGCAACAUGGACCGUCUUCGAAUGGAAAUACACAAGAAUGAGGCUUGGCUUUCUGAAGUUGAAGGUAAAGUAGCAGCAAGAGGUGACAGGCGGCACAGCAGUGACAUCAACCAUCUUGUGACACAGGGAAGAGAGAGCCCCGAGGGGAGCUACACAGAUGAUGCAAACCAGGAAGUUCGAGGCCCACAGCAGCAGCAUGCCCACCCUAAUGAAUUUGAUGAUGAAUUUGAAGAUGAUGAUCCCUUACCAGCUAUUGGACACUGCAAAGCAAUCUAUCCCUUUGAUGGUCACAAUGAAGGCACCCUGGCAAUGAAAGAAGGGGAAGUUUUAUAUGUUAUUGAGGAGGAUAAAGGAGAUGGAUGGACAAGAGCUCGAAGACAGAACGGAGAGGAAGGCUAUGUGCCAACAUCAUACAUAGAUGUAACUCUAGAGAAAAGUAGCAAAGGUUCCUGAAGCGGGUUUCUGAGAAAAUGGGCGAGAUGUUGAAGGAGGUUACAUGCAGCUGCUUUUGGGGAGGGCAUUAGGCUGGGAGGCACCAUGAGAAGGAGAAAGCUAGUUGCAUGAGUGCAUGCAGACAUACAUUUAUUCACUAACAUUCUCAGCAUUGCCAUAUGUAGCUAAGGACCUGUUACAAAUUCUUAAAUUUCUGCAGCAAAAUAGGACUCCAUUACAACAGUAUAAACUAAGGCAACCAGAUCAUAGUCCUAAGUACUGAAAGUUGUACAAACUGUUCACCAGUUUGUUACAGUUUAUUGCCUCAGCUGUCUUCUUUUCCAGCCCCAUUAUAACUGGUAGUCAUUCAAGACCCUGUCAUUUGUCAGUGUCUGCAUAUGCCACCUCCGUGCUCGCCCUAACCUCCUCCUGCAUGUCUAGAGUUCUCAGGCAUGUCAGUCUAACUUUUUUCCUCCAUUGCUUAUCUUCUUCUUUUUCAUGUGUAGCAAAACCACUUUGUUUAAAUAUCUCCUGUAAUGAAGUUUUCAUCCCAGUGUCCAUGUGUGCUGCUAUAACUUUCCUACUGCAACUAUCAUUACAUUCCAGUUUUUCAGCAUUAUAACUGAUGUGAACCUAAACGUAUUUAUGUUGUUGAUUUGGGGAAAAGAACACAUCUCAGCUCUAGCUGACAGUGCAGUCAAAGGAGCUCCUAGAAUUGUGGUCCGUCUUCAGCACUUCGGUAACCUAUAGUGAGCACUGAAAACCUGGCAUGAACAACACACAGAUUCACCACCAGAAGACAAGUGACUGUUUUUAGAAGUCAACUGCUUGCCAUUCAGACGCUGCCUUAAACUAGAGUGCCUAAAUCUGUUGAUUGCCAACACUACCAUUACAGUAUCCCACAAAGGGCUUUGGGUCUCAGCUCAGUAUGACCUCCUGUAACUCCUUCCACGGUGCUGCAGCUGCUGAGGUAGCCACAGCAGGUGGUUUCUAGAGCUCUACCUUAUGUGAUACAUGGUGCAUCAUACAUUUUAUGCAUUGAAACUGAAGACAUGGAUCUGUUCAUUUUACUUUAAUGAAUGUUUUUAAAAUAAUUUUAAAGGAAAUUUCUUCUUGAUUGUCUCUUAAUUUGGGAUUAUGACACUCCAGUUUAAUCACUGCAGUGCUAGGUCUGUUCCCAGGUGAUGCUUCAUUGUAUGGACCAGUUGAAAUUUGAGUGAAACUUUGUAAUGAUCUUUGUGCACUUUUACUUGUAAACAAUUUAAAUUUGGAUAUGUUUAUAUGUGUAAAUAUAGUUGUCUGCAGAGCCCCUACUGCUUAUGUUGUCUUGUCUCCCAUUUGUGAUUCUAGUAAUAGAAUGUAUCAUAUCUGAUUUUAAUAGGUAACAUUAGGAUAGGGGAGGUAGUGGGAGGGAUCUCUGUAUCAGUUGAAGUUUCAUCAACCCAGGCACU